AUGGGGAACACUGUGUGUGAGGGCGGUGGUGGGCGGUGGGUGCGCUCCUUCCAGGGCAAUGUCGCCCUGCCAGCCAUCAGGUGGGAUCGCACUUGUCCUGUGUGUAAGAGAGUGUUUGCACGUCCUGCUGAGCUCACCCGCCACCUCCGCACCCACACGGGGGAGAGGCCGUACCAGUGCCCGCUGUGUGGCUACCGCGGCACUCAGGCCGUGCACCUCAAGGCCCACCUGUUACGCCGACACUUUGUACCAAACCAGGCCCCCCUUGUACAUGGGGGCCUAGGGAGUGAGGUGUGGGCAGGACCUGUAGUCAGGAGUGAGCCACUGUUACGAUGGGACCGCAUCUGUCACAUUUGUGGGAAGGGCUUCAGGAGGCCCGCUGAGCUCCGUCGCCACCAGCGGAUCCACACCGGGGAGAAGCCAUACACGUGCUCUAUGUGUCCGUACAGGGCGGCCCAGGCGGUGUUUUCCCAGCUGGGUGGCCCAAGCGGAGGCAUGGCCACUGCUUGGACCGGAGGGAUUGGCAUGCUGGCUGGGCUGCGCUGGGACCGCACCUGCUGCCUGUGCGGAAGAACGUUCAUGCGGCCGGCGGAACUGACCCGGCACAUGCGCUCGCACACAGGGGAGAAGCCCUACGCGUGCCACCUGUGUCCGUGGCGGGGCUCGCAAACGUGGCACCUCAAAAACCACCUGGCGCGGGUGCACCUGGUGACCAACGCGGGCGGCGGGGCGCAGAAUCACCGUGGUUCCUGUGUCGUGCUCGGCGUGGGUGUGGGCAUGGGCGUGGUGAGCAGGCUGGGCCUUGUGCAGGUGGCCUUGGCUAGCCGAGGGCUGCAGUCCGAGGAGGAGGGGGAGGAGGACGCCCUGGACACCAGAAAUCCCUCCGACGCUGAGUUUGCCCUCUUAGGCCUCCCCCCCGGCUCCCACGGUGCCCAGUACGUGUGCAAGUUUUGCGGAAAGAUUUUCUUCUACCCUUCCUCGCUGGAGAAGCACAUCCGCACACACACCGGGGAGAAGCCCUUCAAGUGUCCCCACUGUAACUACUCGGCCAGCCAGAAGAGCCACGUGAAGACGCACUUGCAGCGUCGCCACAAAGGAGGAGAUAUCAGAGUAGCAGUUGAUCGCCAGGCAGCGUUACUGUUCUCCCCCGCGGGCGUGGACGACGAGCGUGCCAUUGGUUGUCACGCGUGGGUGCAGCCGCCGCGCCACCGCCUCCGCCUCCACCUCCGCCUCCGCCUCCACCUCCGCCGCGCCGUUACCCUAGCGGCUACCACAACAUCCGCCUCCAACAGUAGCCGAUUGCUAAGUGCCUCUGGCGUAGUAGAGUUCUCAGGUCAUGUUAAAAAAAAAUGUCGUGCAAAUGCAGAAGCCACGAUUUGCAUUCUUAGGGAAGCCACGGUUGGUAUGACGCUCAAAGUCUACGCGAGUGACGACGACGCAACACUAGGGGCGGCAGCUGAGAGUUUCGGUCUCUUGCAGGGAUUCCUGGGAGACGGCUACAGGCGGCACUGCCCUAUAUGCGGCAAGGGUUUCGACCAGCCCUACAACCUCCAGCGACACAUCCGUACACACACGGGGGAGCGGCCGUACCCAUGCCCCUUCUGCCCGUACGCUGCCUCCGAACGCUCGCACCGCAAGUCCCAUGUAGCCCGCCGCCACCGUCAGGAGUAUGCCACUUGGACCGAGUAGAGUAGCCGCGGGAGGGGCUGGACACGACCGAGGGCCUCCCUUCUCCCCCUCCUCCGGCUCCUCUUCUGCCUCGCUCUUUCUCCUCCGCCCAUUUCGCCUCGUGGGAAAGACACGUCGGUGAAAUGGAGGGGAGAGAAAACAAGAGGUAGAUAGAGGGAAAGAGAGAGAGAUAGAAAGAAAAAACACAACUGACUGUGUGAAAAGAGAGUAAAGCAAAAGAAAGAAAAAGAAAAAAAAGCAGGAGGGGGGGAAUGGAGCCGAAUUUUUCCCAAACGAAGCCAAAAUGCAGGCAGUCGGACAACGUGGGGGAAAGGGGGGGCUGUUGACACGCAAUCACUCGCACGCAAACGUCUCGCACGCAAAAGCCCGAGUCCGAAGCCGUAGCCACACGGGUAGCGGUUGUUGGUUCAAGGUUCAGAUGCUCUGCCUCGUUCCUCAGUGACGUAUAGACUUGGAAACUGUUCAUUGACUCUACGCAACAAUGAAAUAUGAAAAUAAACAUAAACAAAAACCACAAAUAACGAAAGAAAAGAAAAUAGUAAAUAAAUGUUGGAAACCUACGGGAUGUGGCAUUCUGCACGUCAUAUACACGCACGCAUCCGCUGUAACGAGUCCCAAGCCGGUGCCGGUCUCAGCCGAACACCUCGCGCGCGUGUGUGCGUGCGUGUGUGCGUAUGUUCGUGUGUGAGGCGCACGCACACAUCCGCCAGGUGCACGCAAGCGUCGUCACACGCGUGCGUUUGGGGAAUCAAUACACCUCACUCUCACUCAUAUCCGGGUUUGACAAACGAAUAUUUCGUAUGGCAAUAGUAGAGGUUCAGCUGAUUUGUAAUGAAAUGUAUGCUUGAACGUUAACUAAUGUUCUGGAGUGUUAAGGAAAAUGAAAUAAAGUUAAUAAAAAAAACAACUUGCAGGGAUUAUGUGCCGGUAAAUGGGUUUUACAUGCCUAAUAUAUUUACUGUGUUGCUAUAUACUGUAAAAAAAAGCUCAUUUACUGAAGAAUGUGAAAUUUCAGGGAAAUAUUUAUACUGUUUACAGACAGAUAGGUCAAGCGUCGAGCAAAUGUACACAACACCUACAUAGAUUUAUUUUAGUCUGUCAGUGACUACACAGCACUCAUCCUCUUUCAUGUUGCUUGUCAUUUUCCCACAAAGUCAUACAGUUAACUGCAUCCCUCACUCCCUCCCACACAGGUCUUUUACUAAUACUGAAUGUUCUUUGUAUGACACUUGGAACAAUGCCUUUAAACUUUGUUCUGCUCAUACUCCUUGCUACAGACACCACUCCCCUCCCCUCCCCCCCACACACAUACCCCCUCUGUAGAUCCAUACUUUUUAUAUACACUCUUUAUAUAUAUGGGAUAUCAAAGCAGUUCACACACACUUCUUGCCCUCUGCCCCAACAGUCACAGCUCUUCCAUUUAACAGAUUUAUUACCUGUUCACAUCUUUUUCAGAUACAGAAUAUAUAGCCUGUAUUUGGCUCAUUGUAUCCCCCCCUCCCCCUCCUUACACACACUUUCCUUAUUAUUACCCUGAAAGUCACAUCAUUGACACACCUGCCACUCCCUCCCCUGUUUUGAUGACCAUCUAUGCUUGUCUGCUCUUAGCCCCCCUCCCCCCACUUAUUUUGAAUUCACACUUCAUGCACUUUUAUCACACUUCAAUAAUAUAUCCUCUUCACUAACAUUCUUGACACUUUUCACUGUACACGAGGAAACAUUAUGAAAAAAAGGGAAUGUAUUUAAAAGCUGUCUUUUCACUGUUUUGAGGAGAAUGUUAAUUUGAUAUUUAUUUUUUUAAUCAUUCUUAUUGUUAUUUUAGUUUUGACCAGUAAUCACCUGUUGUAGAUUUGUAUACAUAGAGAAGACUUGUCAAGUUUAUAAUGAAGAGUGGUCACAACUGCCCAUAUAUGUAGACACUAGCAGUAAUGGAUUAAUUUUGAUUCAUAGGUUUAGACUGAAAAUCAUGAGACUUCAGUUUUACUUUUUUGGAUUUUAUGUGGGUAAUGUUUGUGGAAAUUUUUGUUGGAUCAUUGCACACACCCUUUGUGAGUUUACCAUGUUGUCUGAUUGCUAAUGAUGCAUUUGAUUUUGCAUACAAUAAGCUCCAUUCUAACUCCAUGUUAUUUUUACUAUCAUUCUAGUUAGAAAUGUCCCUGAAGGAGGCAUUUAUUUUUUUGUAAUUAAAAUCAAUUCACCAAGAUUUUGCACUUCUGUUUCAAACUAAUGCAAAGUAGCAUGCACGUGUGGAGCACUGUCUAAUCAAGGUUCUAGUUUUUAGGCCAAUAUUCUGGAAAGUUGUUGGCCGUCACUUUGUUUCCAUUAAGAGAUUGAAAUGAUAGAUUGUGAGAUAAUGCAAUUUAAGAUAUUAAUGAUUGGAUACAUUUUUUUUUUGUUUUGUUUUGUGAUGAAAUAUUGAUUUGCUGAAAUUCACUGCUCUGUAAGAUUGAUAUCUUGGGAAAUGAGUUAUCAGUGUUUAAGAUGUGUAUAUACAUAUACAUUUUAGACUAUACAAAAUAGCCUUAGUAAUUGAGUAGCCUGUUAGAUUUCUGGUGUUGUAUCAAGAAGAGUAAUUGAUGGAAGGAGAUAAGGAAGGUGACUUUAGGUACUGAAAUAUAAAACUUUUUUUUUUUUUUCAUUUAUAUUCUGUUUUCUAAAAGCUUAAGAUUGUAGUAUAGUAUUAUUAGUAUACUUAUCUUUAUGAUUUAGUUUUCUAUGUUCAUUUUCUUUUGAUGAUGAUUGGUACUGCUCAAAAUCACCACCAGGAAUGUUUUUUUAAGAAAUAUGUAGCAAUGGGUGGGAGUCUUGUACACUGAAGUAAAGAAAGUAUGUGGGGUUUGAAAACUACUAUUUUUCCAAACACAAAGGAGUAGAUGUUAUUCUAGGUUUGUCUUUUUUUAAGAGCUUAUGAUGCUGUUAUUUUACUGGACCUUUGCACAUUGAAUAAUAAUAAAAAAAAGAUAUCUUUGAUGUGUUAAUAUAUUUUGCUUUUUGUCUUAUUUUGCAACCCAGAUUUCAACAUGUCUUACUUAAAACAUUCUUGUGAAGUACUGAAUUCCGUAACACUUUUUAUGUUUGUAGUAUCUAUUAAAAUGUUUGAAUUUUUGAAGCAAUA
Molecule: messenger RNA, 4804 nt
Organism: Penaeus indicus
Lineage: Eukaryota; Metazoa; Arthropoda; Malacostraca; Decapoda; Penaeidae
Product: zinc finger protein 775-like
Exons: 11
Coding region: 1-1689 (562 amino acids)
Biological process (GO): regulation of gene expression
Cellular component (GO): nucleus
Source: RefSeq, a predicted model, not a curated record